AUGUCCGAGAUCAAAGAUUCAAACCCUUCAUUCGUCCUUGAAUCGAUUCGACAUGUUAAUUUCCGAGACGUACCCAUCCCUGAAAUCAAUGAUCCAUACGAUGUGAUCGUUCAGAUCAAACAAACAGGGAUCUGCGGCUCAGAUGUACACUACUGGCAGCGAGGCCGCAUCGGAGACUUCAUCCUCAACUCCCCUAUCGUCCUUGGACACGAAUCCGCCGGAACAGUGGUAGGCCUAGGAAAAGCAAUCAAGCAUCUCAAUAUCGGCGACAAUGUAGCCAUCGGGCCCGGCGUUCCAUGCCGUCACUGCUCAUAUUGUCGAAGUGGCUCAUACAACUUAUGCCCAGAUACAGUGUUCGCAGCCACCCCUCCCCACAACGGCACGCUUUCGAAAUACUUCAAAACUGCCGGUGACUUCUGUUACCCCUUGCCGUUUCAUUUGAGUCUCGAAGACGGCGCUCUAUGUGAGCCCGUUGCAUGUGCUGUUCAGAUCUGUCGUGUCGGCAAGGUUCGCGGUGGACAGACGGUCGUCGUGUUUGGGUGUGGGCCCAUCGGACUUUUGGUACAAAGCGUGGCGAAGCAGUACGGAGCGAAGACUGUGAUUGGAAUCGACAUCAACCACAAGAGACUGGAUAUGGCGAUGAAUGUCAUGCAGUCCGCGGAUGGUGUCUUUGAGCCACCGCAGUGGCCGAGAACGGACCCCCACGACGCAGACGCAGAAGUGGCUUUCUAUGGGGAUGUUGCUGAAAGGAUCAAGUCGGAAUUCAAAUUGGGAGAUGGCCCUGAUGUCGUGAUAGAUGCUACUGGGGCUCAGAGUGCCAUACAAACUGGUGUUCAGCUUUGUAAGAAGGGCGGCAUGUUCGUUCAGGCUGGCAUGGGACGCGAGAACAUCGUCUUCCCGAUCACCACCGCCUGCAUCAGAGAUCUCACGAUUAGGGGAUCCAUCCGAUAUAAGGCUGGAGUAUACCCUGCCGCCAUCGAUCUCGUGGCGAGUGGUCGUGUGAAGCCUCAGAAGCUCGUCACACACAGGUAUAAGUUUGACGAAGCCGAACAGGCAUUCGAGAAGGUGAAGAACGGAGGGGAAGAUGUUUUGAAAGUGAUCAUCCACGGAGUGGAGUGA
This is a messenger RNA of Penicillium brevicompactum, 1119 nucleotides long. Its product is annotated as NAD(P)-dependent alcohol dehydrogenase. The transcript has 3 exons. Gene Ontology annotation, molecular function: zinc ion binding; L-iditol 2-dehydrogenase (NAD+) activity. The record is from RefSeq and is a predicted model, not a curated record. The coding region runs from base 1 to 1119 and encodes 372 amino acids. NCBI's taxonomy places the organism in Eukaryota, Fungi, Ascomycota, Eurotiomycetes, Eurotiales, Aspergillaceae. Gene Ontology annotation, biological process: D-sorbitol catabolic process.